GGCACAUCUGAGGGUUUUGAGGGGCGGAUUUGGACAAACUUUCCCAACUGUCCCGACCCGAAGAGGCUCCGGGGGGGUUGACGGGGAGUCGAUUUCACCGAAAUAAUGGACGAUUCCCAUUUCAACUCAUCAUACUUUUGGUGUCCCGUCCCCACUGUGCAAGGACAGAUCGAGAACGCCAUGUUCCUGAACAAGGCGAAGGAGCAGCUGGGCCAGGAGAAGGCCAACGUGCACUCCUUCCCUCACGCCUCGGCGUCUUCCACCUCCUCCCCCCACUACCCCACGGCCGUGCUCGCCAUCCACGGCUCGGUGGAGGCGGGGGGGCCCGGCAUGCGGCUGGUCCCCAAACAGGAAGGAGGCGGCGGCAUGAGCGCGCUCGGGGGACACCUGCACCAGUCGCUCGCCACCCAGAACAUCACCGUGGUGCCGGUGCCCUCAACGGGCAUCAUGACCGCCGACAAGAAGGAGAACAUGUCUCUGCCUCCGGCGGUCGUCAUGCCGAUGCCAUCCAAGCGGGGCAGGAAGAGCAAACAGAUGUUGGCCCGAGUGGCCGGGAUGGGCGUGGUCCUCCCCCCAGGAAGUGAUGCUUUAAUACUAGCACACCUGGCCGCGGCUGGACAGCACCACACUGCUGACCCAUACGACCUGUCAAAUGAUGAGGAUGAUCAUGCCAGCAGAGACGGGCCCAAAUCCUACAGGUGUCGCAUGUGCCCGUUGACGUUCUUCAGCAAGUCGGACAUGCAGAUCCACGCCAAGUCGCACACGGAGGCCAAGCCCCACAAGUGCCCCCACUGCUCCAAGUCCUUCGCCAACUCCAGCUACCUGUCCCAGCACAUCCGCAUCCACAGCGGGGCCAAGCCCUACACCUGCUCCUACUGCCAGAAGACCUUCAGGCAGCUCAGCCACCUGCAGCAGCACACACGAAACCACACGGAGGCCAAGCCCCACAAGUGCCCCCACUGCUCCAAGUCCUUCGCCAACUCCAGCUACCUGUCCCAGCACAUCCGCAUCCACACCGGGGCCAAGCCCUACACCUGCUCCUACUGCCAGAAAACAUUCAGGCAGCUCAGCCACCUGCAGCAGCACACACGGAUUCACACCGGUGACCGGCCGUAUAAGUGUAACCACCCUGGCUGUGAAAAGGCUUUCACUCAGUUGUCCAACCUCCAGUCUCACCGCCGGCAGCACAACAAAGACAAGCCGUUCAAGUGCCACAACUGUAACCGUGGUUACAGCGACGCUGCCAGCCUGGAGGUGCACCUGUCCACACACACCGUCAAACACGCCAAGCUGUUCUCCUGCGGCCUCUGCAACCGGUCCUACACCUCGGAGACGUAUCUAAUGAAACACAUGGGGAAGCACAACCCCGACCCGCUGACAGUGGCGGCCACGCUAGCCGCUCAGCAGGCCCGGGGCCUCACACCGGGCCGAGGCCGCGGGCGGGGGAGGGGCAGAGCGGGCCAGCUCCAAAGCCAGGCCAACAACAACAACACCCAGAGCCCCGGGCCGCCAGGCAGCUACCAGCCCACCCAGCAGCAGCAGGCCGUGGUCCAGUGCCCCUUCGACCUGCACCAGUACAAGACAGUGUCAGCCGGCGACAUCCAGUACAAACCGGUCUCCGUGGCGGACCUGCCGGUGGUCCACAAGAACCUCUGCCUCACCGUCUCCACCUCGGCCAUCCAGGUGGAGCACAUGGACUCGUAGGAGGCGAUCCCCACUCCACUGGAGACUUUUCUUAUUGUGUUUGCCGUGUACAAAGGUCCACAAGAACAUUUCACUCUCAUCGUUUCCUGGAGGAAGAAGACGCGGCUCACGGGGCGCUUCCCCAACGACGUUUGUUUUCCUCCUUUUUAAGAAGCAUUACAUCACCGGUCAGAACUCAGAUAUUCUACAAUGUGCUUCUCGAUUCCUGAGCCCAGUGUGCCCAGUCUCUCCGAGUAGAACUGCUGGUCCAUCCUUCAGGCUGGAGCCACGCUGAACAGAACCCUGAUCCCACAUCACUUUGGGCUUCUAGAACAUGACGAAUGAGAUGCUGAUGACAUCCAGACCUGAAGUAUGUGGAGUCUAGUUCACCUGCUAAACCAGCAGUCCGAGUCCGAGGAGCUCGAUAAGAGAGGCUCACUGGUGUCCCCUCUCUUUUUGUAUUGCGUUGUUUGCAAUGGGCACUAUCGGAGGAUGAAGAUGUCAAAUAUCUGCCAAAUACACCCCCCAAAAAAAGAGAAAAUCACACGACUCUCUGCACAUGUCUAGAGAAUGGUGUUAUUUUAAACACAAUUGGAUCAUAUUAAUCUGAACAUCCUCCAUUAUUUUUGUUCCAGACAGAACAAGGGCAAGGAAAGAAGGAAACGAGGAAUCCAAGAUCAACGCCGGCCGGGACGGACUGAGUGAAUACUUAGUGUGAGUUUUAAAACGACCCCGCAGAGAGAAGAAGAGGUGCGAGGGGUCGUGAAGAAAGCACUUGAUGAAGCGUCUACUUCAUGUCUAUGUUUGCCAUUGUUUUACUUCUUUUUUUAAUUUAUACACUACCGUUCAAAAGUUUGGGAUCACCCAGACAAUUUCGUGUUUUCCAUGAAAACUCACACUUUUAUUUAUCAAAUGAGUUGCAAAAUGUAUAGAAAAUAUAGUCAAGACAUUGACAAGGUUAGAAAUAAUGAUUUGUAUUUGAAGUAUUAAUUUUUUUCUUCAAACUUUGCUUGUCCAAAGAAUGCUCCUUUUGCAGCAAUGACAGCAUUGCAGACCUUUGGCAUUCUAGCUGUUAAUUUGUUGAGGUAAUCUGUUGAAAUGUCACCCCACGCCUCCUGAAGCACCUCCACAAGUUGGAUUGGCUUGAUGGGCACUUCUUGCGGACCAUACGGUCAAGCUGCUCCCACAACAGCUCAAUGGGGUUGAGAUCUGGUGACUGUGCUGGCCACUCCAUUACAGACAGCAUACCAGCUGCCUGCUUCUUCCCUAAAUAGUUCUUGCACAAUGUGGAGGUGUGCUUUGGGUCAUUGUCCUGUUGGAGGAGGAAAUUGGCUCCAAUCAAGCGCUGACCACAGGGUAUGGCAUGGCGUUGCAAAAUGGAGUGAUAGCCUUCCUUAUUUAAAAUCCCUUUUACCUGGUACAAAUCUCCCACUUUACCAGCACCAAAGCAGCCCCAGACCAUCACAUGACCUCCACCAUGCUUGACAGAUGGUGUCAGAUGGAUUCAUCUGUCCAUAACACCUUUUUCCAAUCUUCCUCUGUCCAAUGCCUGUGUUCUUUUGCCCAUACCAAUCUUUUCUUUUUAUUGGCCAGUCUCAGAUAUGGCUUUUUCUUUGCCACUCUGCCUAGAAGGCCAGCAUCCCGGAGUCGCCUCUUCACUGUCGACGUUGACACUGGCGUUUUGCGGGUACCAUUUAAAGAAGCUGCCAGUUGAGGACCUGUGAGGCGUCUAUUUCUCAAACUAGAGACUCUAAUGUACUUGUCUUCUUGCUGAGUUGUGCACCGGGGCCUCCCACUUCUCUUUCUGCUCUGGUUAAGGGAGUAGUACACACCGCUGUAGGACAUUUUCAGUUUCUUUGCAAGUUCUCGCAUGGAAUAGCCUUCAUUUCUAAGAACAAGAAUAGACUGGCGAGUUUCACAUGAAAGUUAUUUUUUUCUGGCCAUUUUGAGAGUCUUAUCGAACCCACAAAUGUGAUGCUCCAGAUAAUCAACUAGCUCAAAGGAAGGCCAGUUUUAUAGCUUCUCUCAUCAGCAAAACAGUUUUCAGCUGUGCUAACAUAAUUGCACAAGGGUUUUCUAAUCAUCCAUUAGUCUUCUAAGGCGAUUAGCAAACACAAUGUACCAUUAGAACACUGGAGUGAUCGUUGAUGGAAAUGGGCCUCUAUACACCUCUGGAGAUAUUUCAUUAGAAACCAGACGUUUCCACCUAGAAUAGUCAUUUACCACAUUAACAAUGUAUAGAGUGUAUUUCUGAUUGAUUUAAUGUUAUCUUCAUUGAAAAAAACAAUGCUUUUCUUUGAAAAAUAAGGACAUUUCUAAGUGAUCCCAAACUUUUGAACGGUAGUGUAUAUAUAUCUAUAAAUCUAUAUCAUAUGUAUGUAUUUUUCUACCAACAGAGGAACGUGUGAACAAACUAGGAGAGAAAGCAAAGUGAUGCAUGAAUGUCAGGAGAAUCCUCACAGAGCGUUUUAAGUCCCCUUUGUUUGUGACUUCUCAAAUAAUCAACUAUUCUCCAAUAGUCGUAAAGACGGCCGACGCAUCGCAGUCGGUUAUUGGGGGAAUAAUGAUUGUGUGAUACAAAAAAAUGGCUGACUGGUACUGUUAUCAAUCUCUUCUUUUUUUUUCAUACAUAUAACUACUUUCAAUAUAACCAUUGCAAAUGUUCUCCACGUUAUUAUAAGCAUGAGGGCAUUAUUGUAUUGCAGUAUGCUGUACAUAAAAUAGAUAGAAAGAAGUUUUUCAUCUGUAAAAAGGGAAAGUUUGUCCCGUGUAAAGCAUAUAUGGAAACUAUAGGAACCCCAAAUCAACGUGGCAAAGCAUCGGCUGUGUCCCGGGUCACGGUCACACGGAGAAUUGGAGGAUGUAUAUAUAUAUCUAUAUAUAUAUAUGUAUAUGUCCUUCUGAUCACAUGACAUGAAACACGUCUCGGGGACCUGGGACACAGUGCUGUCUUUGUGCACAAGCUGUCUCUUAGCCUAUCAGAGUCCCAGCAGCCUGACUCCUCCUCAUCUACGCUCCUCCUGGUAUUUUAACGUGUCUUCUUAUAAAAAAAAAAAAAGAUUCUCAAUAUUCCUGUUAAUGUUAUUACUGAUGCUCCUGAUAAUAGUACAGUUAUUAACGGCUCUCUUAUAUGCUACACUCUCGCAUAUUGUAUGCACCGUUUCACCUCUUGCUCAUCUGAACAGUCAGUUUCUUCCCUUAAGGAGAAUAAAGUUCGGAAAAAAAAGUUUUAUGAUGAAAAAAAAGAAAGAAAAAUAGAAUGUUA
Pseudoliparis swirei is the source of this 4948-nucleotide messenger RNA. RefSeq names its product zinc finger protein 384 a (gene znf384a). The record is from RefSeq and is a predicted model, not a curated record. The transcript has 10 exons. Lineage: Eukaryota; Metazoa; Chordata; Actinopteri; Perciformes; Liparidae. The coding region runs from base 106 to 1704 and encodes 532 amino acids. Gene Ontology annotation, cellular component: nucleus; chromosome. Gene Ontology annotation, molecular function: chromatin insulator sequence binding; RNA polymerase II cis-regulatory region sequence-specific DNA binding; DNA-binding transcription factor activity, RNA polymerase II-specific. Gene Ontology annotation, biological process: regulation of transcription by RNA polymerase II; central nervous system development.